UUUCAGCCUAUAACCUGAAAAUGCUGCUGCUUUUGUUCCUGGCAAUGAUUUGUUUCCAUGUUGGUGUGAACCAAGACUCUGGCCCUGAGUAUGCAGAUGUGGUGUUUCUGGUGGACAGCUCAGAACACCUAGGGAUGAAAUCCUUUCUUCUUGUGAAAACUUUUCUCAACAAACUGAUCAGCAGUCUGCCCAUAGAGACCGACAAGUAUCGUGUGGCCCUGGCCCAGUACAGCGAUGCUCUCCACAACGAGUUCCAGCUGGACACCUUCAAGCACAGGAACCCCAUGCUGAACCACCUGAAGAAGAACUUGGGGUUCAUCGGUGGGUCCCUGAAGAUAGGCAACGCCCUGCAAGAGGCCCACAGGACCUAUUUCUCCACUCCCACAAAUGGAAGAGACAGGAAACAGUUCCCCCCAAUCCUGGUGGUGCUGGCUUCAGCAGAGUCUGAGGAUGAUGUGGAAGAGGCUUCCAAGGCCCUGCGGGAAGAUGGGGUGAAAAUCAUCUCGGUGGGGGUGCAGAAGGCUUCUGAGGAAAACCUGAAGGCCAUGGCCACAUCCCAGUUCCAUUUCAACCUCAGGACUGCCAGAGACCUCAGUGCGUUUGCCCCAAACAUGACACAGAUCAUCAAAGACGUAACUAAAUACCAGGAAGGAAUGGCUGAUGACAUUAUUGUAGAAACUUGCCAAGGCCCUUCUGUGGCUGAUGUCGUGUUCCUGUUGGAUAUGGCCAUUAAUGGCAGCCAGGAGAACCUUGACCAUCUGAAAGCAUUCCUGGAAGACAGUGUCUCUGCUCUUGACAUAAAGGAAAAUUGCAUGAGGGUUGGCCUGGUGGCCUACAGCAAUGAGACGAGGGUGAUCAGUUCCCUCAGCAAGGGCAUCAAUAAGACAGAGGUCCUGCAGCAUAUACAGGGCCUUUCUCCCCGUGUAGGGCAGGCAUACACUGGGGCUGCCCUCAAAAAGGCCAGGAAGGAAGUCUUCAGUGCACAGAGGGGCAGUCGGAAGAACCAGGGGGUACCUCAGAUUGCCGUACUUGUGACCCACAGAGCUUCGGAAGACAAUGUGACCAAGGCAGCUGUCAACCUCCGACGUGAGGGAGUGACCAUCUUUACCAUGGGCAUAGAAGGGGCUAGCCUGGACCAACUGGAGAAAAUUGCAUCCCACCCUGCAGAACAAUUUGCCUCCAAACUGAGCAACUUUUCCGAGCUGGCCACCUACAACCAGACAUUCCUGAAGAAGCUGCGGAAACAAAUCACGCACACAGUCUCGUUCUUCUCAGAAUGGACGGAGACCCUCAAAUCUGCCUGUGUGGAUACAGAAGAAGCAGACAUCUAUCUGCUCAUUGAUGGCUCAGGGAACACUCAGCCCACAGACUUCCAUGAGAUGAAGACCUUCCUGUCAGAGGUGGUAGGCAUGUUCAACAUUGCUCCCCACAAGGUACGGGUUGGGGCCGUGCAGUAUGCUGACACCUGGGACUUGGAAUUCGGGAUCAGUAAAUACACCAACAAGCCUGACUUGGGAAAAGCCAUCGAGAACAUCAGGCAGAUGGGCGGGAACACCAACACAGGUGCAGCCCUGAACUUCACACUGAAGCUGCUGCAAAGAGCAAAGAAGCAGCGAGGAGACAAAGUCCCGUGUCACCUUGUCGUUCUGACAAAUGGCAUGUCCCAGGACAGUGUCCUGGAGCCUGCACACAGGCUGCGAGAAGAAAACAUCCGUGUUUAUGCUAUCGGAGUCAAGGAAGCCAACCAAACACAGCUUCGGGAGAUUGCGGGAGAGGAAAAGAGAGUCUACUAUGUGCAUGAAUUUGAUGCCCUAAAGGACAUAAGGAACCAGGUGGUUCAAGAGAUCUGUUCUGAAGAAGCCUGCAGAGACAUGAAAGCGGACAUCAUGUUUCUGGUGGACAGUUCUGGAAGCAUAGGACCUGAAAACUUCAGCAAGAUGAAGACCUUUAUGAAGAACCUGGUGAGCAAAUCCCAGAUUGGGGCAGACCGGGUGCAAAUUGGCGUGGUCCAGUUCAGCCAUGAAAACAAGGAAGAGUUUCAGCUCAACACAUUCAUGUCCCAAAGUGACAUUUCCAACGCCAUUGACCAAAUGACUCACAUUGGAGAAACAACGUUGACGGGCAGUGCCCUGACCUUUGUGUCCCAGUACUUCAGUCCCAAAAAGGGGGCCCGGCCCAAUGUCAGGAAGUUCCUCAUUCUCAUCACAGACGGUGAGGCUCAGGACAUAGUGAGGGGCCCAGCAGUAGCUCUUCGGAAUGAUGGUGUGAUUAUCUACUCCGUGGGAGUAUUUGGCUCUAAUGUCACCCAGCUCGAGGAGAUCAGUGGGAAACCAGAGAUGGUUUUCUAUGUUGAGAACUUUGACAUUCUGCAGCAGAUUGAAGAUGACCUUGUUCUGGGAAUAUGCAGUCCCCGUGAAGAAUGCAAGCGGAUUGAAGUUUUGGAUGUUGUAUUUGUCAUUGAUAGCUCUGGCAGCAUCGACUAUCAAGAAUAUAACAUCAUGAAGGACUUUAUGAUCGGCCUGGUGAAAAAAGCUGACGUGGGCAAGAAUCAGGUCCGGUUUGGAGCUUUGAAAUAUGCUGAUGACCCAGAAGUGCUGUUUUAUCUAGAUGAGCUAGGCACAAAGUUGGAUGUGAUUUCGGUGCUCCAGAAGGAUCAGCCCAUGGGGGGUAACACUUAUACUGCUGAGGCCCUGGCCUUCUCAGACCACAUGUUCACGGAAGCCCGGGGCAGCCGUCUACACAAGGGAGUCCCCCAAGUCCUCAUUGUGAUAACUGAUGGAGAAUCUCAUGAUGCAGACAAGCUCAAUGCCACUGCCAAAGCCCUGAGGGACAAAGGCAUUCUCGUGUUGGCCGUGGGGAUUGAUGGUGCCAAUAGCUGGGAGCUGUUGGCCAUGGCAGGGUCAAGUGACAAGUAUUACUUCGUAGAGACGUUUGGAGGCCUGAAGGGGAUAUUUUCAGAUGUGUCAGCCAGUGUUUGUAACUCUUCAAAAGUUGACUGUGAAAUUGAAAAGGUUGACCUCGUUUUCCUCAUGGAUGGGUCAAACAGCAUCCACCCGAAUGACUUCCAGAAGAUGAAGGCGUUUCUAGCAUCAGUCGUUCAAGACUUUGAUGUCAGCCUCAACAGAGUGCGCAUAGGAGUGGCACAGUUCAGCGACGACUACAGGUCAGAGUUUCUGCUGGGGGCAUUCACAGGGGAGAAGGAGAUCUCCACACAGAUUGAGAGCAUCCAGCAGAUCUUUGGAUACACCCACAUUGGAGAAGCACUCAGGAAGGUGAGGUCCUACUUCCGGCCAGACACGGGCAGCAGGAUCAACGCAGGCACCCCUCAGGUGCUGCUGGUCCUCACCGAUGGCCAGUCCCAAGAUGAGGUGGCUCAGGCUGCAGAGGAGCUGAGACACCAGGGUGUGGACAUCUACUCAGUGGGCAUCGGGGAUGUAGAUGACCAGCAGCUGAUCCAGAUCACGGGGACAGCAGAGAAAAAGUUGACGGUCCAUAACUUUGAUGAGCUGAAAAAGGUGAAGAAGAGGAUUGUUCGCAGCAUUUGUACCUCGGGUGGUGAGAGCAACUGUUUUGUGGAUGUCGUGGUUGGAUUUGAUAUCUCAAGUCAGCAGAGAGGGCAGACUUUACUCGAAAGUCAGCCCUGGAUAGAGGCCUACCUCCAAGACAUCUUACGUGCCAUCAGCUCUCUCAAUGGGGUGAGCUGUGAAGUGGGCACAGAGACUCAGGUGAGCAUCGCUUUUCAAGUGACAAAUGCUAUGGAAAGAUACCCUUCCAAGUUUGAGAUCUACAGUGAGAACAUACUGAGCAGCCUGCAAGGAGUAACAGUGAAUGGCCCAUCUCGCCUCAAUGCAAACCUGCUGAAUUCUCUGUGGGAUACUUUUCAGAAUAAGUCCGCUGCUCGAGGGAAGGUGGUCCUUCUAUUUUCAGAUGGAUUGGAUGAUGACAUUGAAAGGCUUGAACAGAAAUCUGACGAACUCAGAAAGGAAGGUUUGAAUGCCCUCAUAACCAUUGCUGUGGAUGGAGCUGCUGAUACCAGUGACCUGGCUGACCUUCUCUACAUUGAAUUUGGGAAAGGAUUUGAGUACAGAACACAGUUCACAAUUGGUAUGAGGAACCUUGGGAGUCAGCUGUCAAAGCAACUAAUCAAUGUUGCAGAAAGGACCUGUUGCUGUUUGCUCUGCAAGUGCACAGGAGGGAAUGGCGCCAUGGGGGAUCCAGGCUCAGCAGGCAAAAAGGGACCCCCAGGUUUUAAAGGCAGUGACGGCUACCUGGGAGAAGAGGGCGUUGCUGGAGAAAGAGGAGCUUCUGGACCAACGGGAGAACAAGGUACUAAGGGAUGCGUUGGUGCCAAAGGGCCUAAGGGGACCAGAGGACUCAGUGGAGAAGAGGGAGAAGCUGGGGAAGACGGGAUUGAUGGAUUAAAUGGAGAACAGGGUGACAGUGGGAUUCCUGGAAGAAGAGGAGAAAAGGGUGAUGAGGGAUCUCAGGGAAGCCCAGGCAAGAGAGGGACUUCUGGUGACCGUGGUGCAAAAGGUCUUCGAGGAGAUCCAGGACUUCCUGGGCUUGACAGUAGCGUACAAGGACCCAAGGGCUUGAAAGGAGAUCAGGGAAGGCAGGGUAGAAGAGGCUGGCCAGGCUCUCCUGGGACACCAGGCUCAAGAAGAAAGACGGUAGUUCAUGGCCGAAGGGGACAUACAGGCCCACAGGGAAAUCCAGGCAUUGCAGGCCCAGAUGGACUUGAAGGUUCACCGGGACCUAAGGGCCCUCAGGGCCCACGAGGAGAGGCUGGUGACAAGGGAGAAAAAGGAUUUCUAGGACUGAAAGGCCCCCAGGGGCCUCCAGGACCCGGAGGACAAGCGGGGAAUCAAGGCCGGUUGGGAAGCCAAGGAAGUAAAGGCGAUCCUGGAGACCUAGGGGUAAAGGGAGCUGCCGGCCUUCCGGGUCCUCGGGGCCUGCAUGGUGAUGAUGGCAGCCCGGGAUAUGGUAGCAUUGGCCGCAAAGGGACAAAGGGGCAAGAAGGAUUCCCUGGAGAAAGUGGACCAAAGGGUGAAACUGGGGAUCCUGGGGAUCCAGGAGAGGCUGGUCCCAAGGGAGCCAGAGGCAAAAUGGUGUCUGCUGGGCUUCCAGGAGAGCCAGGAUCCCCCGGUGAGCCAGGACCCCCUGGACGGAAGGGCAUGAAGGGGGCCAGAGGACUGGCUUCAUUUUCAACAUGUGACCUCAUUCAGUAUGUGCGGGAACACAGUCCUGGAAUGCACUAAAAACCCGAGUGCCCGGUGCAUCCAACUGAGUUGGUGUUUGUCCUGGACCAGUCCCGGGAUGUCACAGAGCAGGACUUUGAGCGGAUGAAGGAGAUAAUGGCUUCCCUAGUUAGGGAUGUCAAGGUCAGGGAGACCAGCUGCCCUGUGGGUGCACGUGUGGCCAUCCUGUCCUAUAACUCCCACACCAAGCACCUCAUCCGCUUCUCAGAUGUCUACAGGAAGGACCAGCUGCUUAGGGAAAUUGGAGCUCUUCCUUAUGAGAGAUCCCUUGACAGCAGGGAUAUUGGCAAAGCCAUGAGGUUUAUCUCUAGGAAUGUCUUCAAACGAACCCUACCAGGGGCUCAUGUGAGGAAAAUUGCCACAUUUUUCAGCAGUGGCCAGUCGGCCGAUGUCCAGUCCAUCACCACAGCUGCCAUGGAGUUCAGUGCCCUGGACAUUGUGCCAGUGGUGAUUGCAUUCAGCAAUGUGCCCUCCAUCAAGCGUGCCUUUUCGAUUGAAGACACUGGCACAUUCCAAGUCAUUGUGGUUCCCUCCGGGACUGACAUGGCGCCAACAUUAGAGAAACUCCACCGGUGUACUUUCUGCUAUGACCUAUGCAAGCCAGAUGCUUCUUGCGACCAAGCCAAACCACCCCCGAUCCAGUCCUACCUGGAUGCAGCAUUCCUGCUGGACAGCUCCCGGCACGUGGGGAGUGCAGAAUUUGAAGACAUGACAGACUUUCUGGAGGCACUGCUAGAUCACUUUGAAGUCACUCCAGAGCCAGAGACAUCUGUCACUGGAGACAGGGUGGCCCUACUAAGCCAUGCUUCCCCCAACUUCCUACCCAACACCCAGAGGAGUCCAGUUAGAACUGAGUUCAACCUAACCACCUACGGCAGUAAGCGCCUCAUGAAGAGGCACGUGGAACAAGCGGUCCAUCAGCUGAAUGGAGACUCCUUCCUCGGCCAUGCCCUCAGGUGGGCUCUGGACAAUGUCUUUUUAAACACACCCAACCUGAGGAGAAACAAAGUCAUAUUUGUGAUAUCUGCUGGGGAAACCAGCCACCUGGAUGAGGACACCUUAAAGAAAGAGUCCCUACGAGCCAAAUGUCAGGGCUACGCCCUCUUUGUGUUUUCCUUGGGCCCUGACUGGAAUGACAAGGAACUGGAAGACCUGGCCAGCCACCCUGUGGACCAGCAUUUGAUCCAGCUGGGUCGGAUUCAUAAACCUGACCAUGGAUACGGUGUGAAGUUUGUGAAGUCCUUUCUAAACUCCGUUAGGCGUGGAAUGAACAAGUACCCUCCUGUCAGCUUCAAAGCUAAGUGCAACAGACUUGGCCCUACAGGUCCAAAGCCGUCCCCACGCCAGCUUCGAAGCUUUGUUCCGGGACCACAGAAAGCUAUCCUCAAAGACUACACAUCAGAGGUGGCAAAGCGCUUUCAAGAUAAAAGACGCCUUUCAAGUGCACUGAGAAAUGGCCGAGAUGCUAUUUCAAGUCUUUCCAGAAGCACAUUCUAUGCCUUUAAACGUGGGAAAGGAGUGACAAAAGUCACUUCUACACAUGGCUCAUGAAGGGAUUGAACAGCUAGCCUUAGGAAUUU
This is a messenger RNA of Phodopus roborovskii (desert hamster), 6838 nucleotides long. RefSeq names its product collagen type VI alpha 6 chain (gene Col6a6). Gene Ontology annotation, molecular function: extracellular matrix structural constituent conferring tensile strength. NCBI's taxonomy places the organism in Eukaryota, Metazoa, Chordata, Mammalia, Rodentia, Cricetidae. The transcript has 36 exons. The record is from RefSeq and is a predicted model, not a curated record. Gene Ontology annotation, biological process: extracellular matrix organization.